AUGAAUGUCGACUAUUUCUUCCUGGACCCGGAAAAUCAGACACAUGAGUUUUCUGAAGACGCCAUGACCAGAUUACACAUGGGCAGAUCAACAAUCGCCUUAUUCAUAGUGAGCUUUUUCGUAAUGUUCAUCGCUUUUUGGACCGGAGUCGCUGGUUGCUGGAGAAGAUCGCCCGGAAAUAUCACGGCCACUGCAAUUUUAGUGCUAUUGGCAUGUUUACUUAGCGCUGGCGCUAUGGGAUUCUGGCACGGUGUGGAAUACUACGAAAAGGAACGUGUAGUAGGAGACGAAUUUUACCAGCAAUGGAAUAGCAUUCUUAAGGACAACACUCGUAUAUCCUACGAUUGGUCGUUCUUCAUGGCGUGGACUGGCGUUGCAUUUUCUUUGGUGUCUGCUAUACUAUUUUCCGGCGCCGCAAUCUGUCUACGAGGCGAACGCGAAAGAGAAGAGGCUCUCAACAUGCAAUACUUAAUGCCUGUAUAUCCACAAAAACAACAAUAUGCUUACGCUGGAUACCCUACACCAAAUUCGUAUCCAUCGGGACCCUACUACCAUGGACAACAACAACAACAACCACAAUACGCCGGCCACUACAAUUACUAG
Macrosiphum euphorbiae (potato aphid) is the source of this 603-nucleotide messenger RNA. NCBI's taxonomy places the organism in Eukaryota, Metazoa, Arthropoda, Insecta, Hemiptera, Aphididae. The record is from the annotation of a GenBank genome assembly.